AUGCCUCGGGGUCAGAAGAGUAAACGCCUCCAGGGUGCAGAUGAGACUGAGAGUCUCCGCGGUGAUCAGGCCGCUGCAGCAGCAGCAGAAGAGUGCCCCACUUCUCCUGUUUCUGGGGGUUCUCCCCCAAGCUGCCCUGCUCCUGGCCCUUUCCAGGAACCUCAGGGAGCCUCAGCCGCUGGGCCUCCUGGGGCAGGUGUCUCAUUCCCAAGAUCUGACGAAGGGGCCCAGAGCCAAGCUGAGGCGGGCCCAAGCACCUCCCUUGUAGCACCGUCCCCUGGGUCGGCUCCCCCAGAUCCUCUCACCAGGAAGGCACACAUGCUGGUGCAGUUCCUGCUGGGGAAGUAUAAAAUGGGUGAGUGCAUUACGCGGGCGGAAAUGCUAAAGGCGGUCAAAAAGAAGUACAAGGAGCAGUUCUCUGAGAUCCUCAGGAGAGCCUCUGAGCACAUGGAGCUGGUCUUUGGCCUAGAGGUGAAGGAAGUCGACCCCGGCAAUCACUUCUAUGCCCUUACCACCAUGCUGGAUCUCCCCAGUGAGGGAAGUCUGACCAGUGACAGGAGUGUGCCCAAGACUGGUCUCCUGACGAACAUCCUGGCCGUGAUCUGCUUGAAGGGGAACCGCGCCACGGAGGAGGAGGUCUGGGAAUCACUAGGCAUGUUGGGGGUCUACGCUGGGAGGAGGCAUGCCAUCUUCGGGGAGCCCAAGAGGCUCAUCAUGAAAGAUCUAGUGCAGCCCGAGUACCUGGAGUACCGCCAGGUGCCCGGCAGUGACCCUCCGCGCUACGAGUUCCUGUGGGGCCCAAGAGCCCACGCUGAGACCACCGAGAUGAAAGUGCUGGAGAUUAUGGCCAGGCUCAAAGGGAGUCCCAGCGCCUUCCCGAAGCUGUAUGAGGAGGCUUUGAGAGAUGAGGAGGAGCGAGCAGAGGUGAGAGCCGCAGCCAGGGCUGCCCGUGUUGCCAAGGCCAGUGCGCCUUCCAAGGCCACGUGGCACAGCUCCCCCCACGUGUAG
Rhinolophus ferrumequinum (greater horseshoe bat) is the source of this 1008-nucleotide messenger RNA. Its product is annotated as melanoma-associated antigen B1-like. The record is from RefSeq and is a predicted model, not a curated record. Gene Ontology annotation, cellular component: nucleus. Lineage: Eukaryota; Metazoa; Chordata; Mammalia; Chiroptera; Rhinolophidae. Gene Ontology annotation, biological process: negative regulation of transcription by RNA polymerase II.